This is a messenger RNA of Cuscuta campestris, 1177 nucleotides long. The record is from the annotation of a GenBank genome assembly. NCBI's taxonomy places the organism in Eukaryota, Viridiplantae, Streptophyta, Magnoliopsida, Solanales, Convolvulaceae.
ACUAGCAACAAUAUCAACCGGUCAAGAAUCCAAAGUACGAAGAUCGAAGAUAGCACUCGGAGGACUUGUUUACUUUUUCAAGUUGAUGAUUCUCACAACUUAAAAAAGUGGAGGACUUAUUGAUGGGAAAUAAUACGUGGCUCGGCCCACAUUUCCCAAUUAUUUUACGAAGAAUAGUCAAACCGGGCCAGUUUAAUAAAAUAGAUGAAUAAGAGAAUAUUCCUCCAAAGAUGCUCCCCUCCCUCCUAUAAAAGGAGGGGUGCGCCUAAUAAUUUACUCUCAAAAAAUGGUUUUUAACUUUUUUUUACUUUUGUUUCAACCAAGGAGAGUAAUGGAGACUGGUGUUCUUCUGAGAAGUAUUCUCUUUCAUCUCUCUUUCUCUGCUCUUCCUCUCCAUUUCUCCCGUUCGUUUUCUCUUUCUUUGCCCGUCGGCAUCCACCCCCUAGAUGAGGAGCACUAUGCCAGGGAGUUGAUCAAAUGUAAAGACGGGUCAAAAUCUUUCACCAGAGACCGCCUGAACGACGAUUUCUGUGACUGCCUCGACGGCACAGAUGAGCCCGGAACUGCGGCCUGCCCACAGGGCAAGUUCUAUUGCAGGAAUAUGGGCAGCACACCCAAAUUUCUGUUUUCAUCUCAAGUAAACGAUCGAAUCUGUGAUUGCUGUGACGGAAGCGAUGAAAAUGAUGGCACCAUUAGCUGCCCUAAUAGUUGUGUUAUGGGUGGGAAUUUGGCCUAUCAGAUGAGAAGUCAUAGCUCACAAGAUGAUUCAGUUUCAUUUGGCAGAAAAGCAACUAGAGCUGGCAUUAAUGCAGAGGACUCAAUACAGAAAGUUAAAGGUUUGAAGAUGUUAGUAGUCCUACAGGUACUUAUUAUUGUUAUUGUUGUGGGCAUCCCACUUUUCUGCCGACGCUCCAGAUUGAGAAGAAGGCAUUCUCGUUGAUGGCGUUGGAAGUCCCGGAUCUUGAAGAUGACAUUCUCGCUUAUGGUCGAUUAUUGGAUUGGUUUGUUUGGCAUUAUAGUCAUCCAUGGCUCUAGUUUUAUGAAAUGAUUCAAUUUUUGAAUAGAACUUCCAUAUAUCAAGAUUGGUUUUCUAUUCUACUUAAAAUCAACAGUUUAAAGGUUGUGAACUCUCAGUUGGAUGAGUUGAUGAACUUGUUAAUAUAAUUCUAUUGUAUUU